GCACACGUCGCGGGUUCGAGUCUCGUCCAGAGCACACGUCGGGGGCCAUUCCGUCGGGGGCCAUUCACAAGAAAGAGUGAGGAGUUGCGGCCAAUGAACUUCCUUGUGGGAGCCUUCAGCCCGCUGGCCAGCGUCUCCAUCGAGCUCGCGGACGAGGACACGCGCAAGCAUGUUACCCUCAAGAAGGAGAAUGGGCAAAUGGCGUCCGUGCCAUUGUUCCGGAGCCAGGACAGCGUCGCCGGCCAGGUGAGGAUCGACCCCCUCCCGGGGAAGCGGAUCGAGCAUCAGGGCGUCAAGAUCGAGCUCCUGGGUCAGAUAGAGCUGUACGUGGACCGUGGCCACUUUUACGAUUUCACAUCUCUUGUCAGGGAACUGGACGUGCCAGGAGUGAUCCACGACCGCAAGAUCUAUCCGUUUGAGUUCUCCACCGUGGAGAUGCAGUAUGAAUCCUACAACGGUGUCAAUGUUAGGCUCCGCUAUGUGCUCAAGGUCACAGUGAGCAGGAGCUAUGUUGCGGCCAACAUUGUGGAGCACAAGGAGUUCUGGGUCCGCAACUUCAAUCCCCAUCCAGAGAUCAACACCAGCAUCAAGAUGGAGGUGGGCAUCGAGGACUGCUUGCACAUUGAGUUUGAGUACACCAAGAGCAAGUACCAUCUCAAGGACGUGAUAAUUGGGAAGAUUUACUUUUUGCUGGUGCGCAUCAAGAUCAAGCACAUGGAACUGGAGAUCCGGCGUAGAGAGUCAACCGGCUCCGGGCCCAACACUCUGAACGAGAGCGAGACGCUGGCCAAGUACGAGAUCAUGGACGGGGCACCAGUCCGGGGUGAAUCCAUCCCGGUCCGCCUCUUCCUCAGCCCCUACGAUCUGACGCCCACGUACCGCAACAUCAACAACAAGUUCAGUGUGAGGUACUACCUCAACCUGGUGCUAGUGGACCAAGAGGAGAGGAGAUACUUCAAGCAGCAGGAGAUGCUCCUCUUCCGAGCCACCUAGGUAAUGCAUGUUUCAUCUGCGGGAGCCAUGGCCGGCCUCUUGGCACCUCGCUGCUGCACUUGGCAAUGGGCGAUGGA
Molecule: messenger RNA, 1070 nt
Organism: Selaginella moellendorffii
Lineage: Eukaryota; Viridiplantae; Streptophyta; Lycopodiopsida; Selaginellales; Selaginellaceae
Product: vacuolar protein sorting-associated protein 26B
Exons: 12
Coding region: 94-993 (299 amino acids)
Biological process (GO): retrograde transport, endosome to Golgi; intracellular protein transport
Cellular component (GO): endosome; retromer complex
Source: RefSeq, a predicted model, not a curated record